AUGGAUUUUGCGUGCCGUGGCGUCUCCCCGCGUCUGCUCGUGUCGCUCCUGCUCCUCUCCCUCAGCGUCUUGCGGAUCCACGCGCGCCACCGUGGCGGCCCCGAGAUAUCCGUUGCGGACGCUCAAUCUGGCAGGCUCACCAGGGAUGCCGCAAAUUCUCAUCGGCAGUUCGACUCGCAGUCACACGAGGUCGGAACGUCCGAAUGGCGCCAGGAUGUUCCAUACGCCAGCAGCGCCAGCAGCGGCAGCGGAGGGGGGCCGGUCAGCACGAUGGGCGCCGGAAGCGACGGCGAGGAGUCGAUUGCGGAAUGGAAGUGGCGAUCGGCGGAAGGGGGCGUGCACUUCUUCCCCCUGCAGCGCGCGGAAGACGCCCCCAGCAGGGACGAGCUGCACCGCCGGAUUCUCGCGCCCAGAGGCGUGGGGGGCGGCUUGAGGGCCAAAGGAGAGGGUGGCGGGUCAUCAGAUUCGGCGGGGUAUUAUCUGCCGCUGAUGGACUACAACAGCACGCUGGUCUCAACAGCCAACGGCACAAUGGGCAACACCAUGGUCAACUACAGCACCUUCGCCGGCGGCAACGACAAGAUCCGCCUCCCGUAUGUGGCAACGUCGUGUCGUCGUGCAGUUAUGAGUGAAGCUACGUGCAGUUAUGAGACGUCUCAAAGCUUCGCUUUCUACACGUGCAUCCACCUCCCGUAUGCGCCAAUGCCCGUGUAUCCGUACUACGUGACGCUCAAGCUGGGGUCGCAGAAGCAGGAGUUCAGCAUGGCGCUCAACCUGUUCCUGCCGCACACCUUCGUGCCCUGCGACUGCCUGCACUGCGGCUCCAUGCGCAAGGUGACCACCUACAGCAAGCCCUUCAGCACGCUCUCUUCCUCGACCCUUGAGUACAUCUCCUGCACCGACCACCGCUGCCAGAAGGGCGUUGAAUCCGGCUACUAUGGCUGCAACACGCAAGGCCUCCCCAACUACCUCAACUUCACGGGCGUGCUGCCUGGGGACGACGCUCUCUGCGUCUGUGGAGUGAACCAGAUGGGCCACUGGGGCAUGCAGGGGUGGCAGUACGGCUCGUGGUCAGCAGGAGGCGUGCUGGGGCUGGGGUGGUCCAGCCCCUUUCUUGAGCAGCUCACCUCUGCCUAUACCCCAAGCUCCUUUGCGGUGUGCUUGGAGGAGCCAACGCCAACGAACAAGACGGGGUGGGAUGGCCAGGUGCCACUGCAGACAGGCAGAAGCCAUCUCGUCAUUGGUGCUUUCGGCCUCACUAAAGGCGCCGCCAACUACACGUACAUGGAUUUUUUGGCCGGAAUGCAGUACAGCCACAUCACACUCACCACGGCUAAGCGCGCCCUCAACAUCACAGACGACCCGGCAUACGUAGACCCAGGCUCCUAUCUGCCUGCGGAUUUUCCAAAGAACGCCACGCCGGGUUUCCUCUUCAUGCCCGAGUCCUUCGUGCAUCUCCUGCGCUACCCUCUCUUUCUCAGCCUUUGCGACGGGAUCCGAGACAUGACUGGGCAUGACCUUUGUAGAGAGACGAAGACUGUGAAUUAUUUGGGGAUUCCAUGCUUCAAGUUUCACCUUCCGAGUACUGCAUGUUGGUCAACCCUCUUAAUCCUGGAAGCAACUACAACAGCUUCAUUGGAG
This is a messenger RNA of Closterium sp. Naga37s-1, 1641 nucleotides long. The record is from the annotation of a GenBank genome assembly. NCBI's taxonomy places the organism in Eukaryota, Viridiplantae, Streptophyta, Zygnematophyceae, Desmidiales, Closteriaceae.